This is a messenger RNA of Pleurotus ostreatus (oyster mushroom), 1497 nucleotides long. RefSeq lists its product as uncharacterized. The record is from RefSeq and is a predicted model, not a curated record. The coding region runs from base 1 to 1497 and encodes 498 amino acids. The transcript is spliced from 3 exons. NCBI's taxonomy places the organism in Eukaryota, Fungi, Basidiomycota, Agaricomycetes, Agaricales, Pleurotaceae. Gene Ontology annotation, molecular function: protein serine/threonine phosphatase activity. Gene Ontology annotation, biological process: protein dephosphorylation.
AUGCUCAGCCGUCUCCUUGGACCCGCCACAGCUCGCAGAAAUGCUCGUCAACUAGGUUCUGCCGUUGGCUUUCUGGGAGUGAUACUAUCUGGCGUGCGUACCAUAUACGCGGAUGAUGAAAUAGAGCACGGCGACGACGCCCCCGAGCCACUGCUUCGAAGACUGAUCUCUGAUGCGGCAUCGCGGUACAGAACACCCUCAGAAGAACCCCCCUCCUCGAAAGCCGACAGUGUAUUGAGAAAGUACGAGGGCAGUGGCGUUAUUAAAGGGGACACUGGUAUCGCUCGAUUUGAUGACAUAUCGGUUCCCUGCGAGUCAAUCAAAUGCAGCGAGCUCGCGAUAAAUUCGAUAAAACUCAGCACAGGAAAUUCUUGGACAUUAUUCGGGCUCUACGACGGGCGCAAUGGACCCCAUACCAGCAAUUACCUUGGACGAGUGCUCCUUUCCACCAUUCUCGAUUCCCUCUUGUCAGUCUAUACCAAAUACACUGCUCAACCUGAUCAACAUAUGCCAUUAGAAUACUCUACGAUAGAUGCGCCACCGAACGAACCUCUCACGAACGCACUGGACAAAUCAUUCAUAGAAGCCUUUCUUGAGGUUGACCGGAACGUCGUCGAGUCCCCUGUGGAAGCCCUUCCUUCAAACCCAUCCCGCAGUCACGCCGUGAGUAUGCUUGAGGUUGCUCAAUCUACGUCAUCAGCUUUAGUUAUGCUUUACGAUUCCGAUACUCGUCUCCUCAAGGUCGGUCUGACUGGCGACUCACGAGCUGUUCUUGGUCGGAACAUUGGUCGCCACAGCGGUCGUGCUGUAUACAAUGUUCAUGUCUUAACUACGGAGCAAGACACGAACAAUCAGGCUGAGCUAUCUCGCCUCCGUGGAUUGCACCCGAACGAGAAUUUGAUGGUCGACAAUCGUUUGCUAGGCCGGGCGACUACUCUCCGUUCGUUCGGUGAUGCCGCCUUGAAAUGGAGCAAUGAUGUUCAGCAACGCCUUCACGAGGACUAUUUCGGCGAUAGACCGCUACCCGGUGCAAAGACGCCACCAUACAUCACCGCAGAACCCGAAGUCACGACCUUCGAAGUACAACCGGGCGAUUUUCUCAUAAUGGGCUCGAGCGGUCUGUGGAAGUCACUCACCAACGAGGAAGCCGUGGGGUUGGUCGGGGUAUGGCUUGAAAGUCAAUCAAACCCAUUCGACGAAGACAAUAUCCUACGACCCCCUGGUGAUGGGCAAAAUGAUGAUGAAGGACAAGCUCGUAUCAUCCGCCGAGAUCAACUCCCCAUCAGGCUACGCGAAGAUGACACAUCCAUGUACUCGCGUUGGCGAACGGAAAAGAAAUUUAUCGCCGUCGAUGACAAUGCAGCCACCCAUUUAGCUCGAAAUGCCCUGGGUGGAGCAGAUAGAGAUCUUACAGAUGCGUUGUUGAGUGUUUUUCCACCGUUUGCUGCGCGGUUGAGGCCUGACAUUAGUACCAUUGUUGUGUUUUUCAAAGAUUGA